UGCCGGACGUCGGACCGCCCACCGGAGAGAGAACAAAAACAAUCCGCAUCCACUGACACUUCCACUCAAAAACACGGGGGGGGGGGGGACCUGAACCCGAAUUUUUGUUUAUCAUAUCGACACCGCCAAGGGAGACAUGGUUUCUCCGGUGACAGUGGUCAAGAGUGAAGGCCCAAAGCUGGUGCCGUUCUUCAAGGCAACGUGCGUCUACUUUGUCCUGUGGCUGCCCACCUCCAGCCCAUCCUGGUUCAGCGCCCUCAUCAAAUGUCUCCCCAUCUUCUGCCUGUGGGUCUUUUUACUGGCGCACGGCUUCAGCUUCCUCGGCGCUCACUCCAGCGCCCGCAAGAUCCUGGCCGGCCUCAUCUUCUCGGCUCUGGGCGAUGCCUUUCUCAUCUGGCAGGAGCAGGGCUACUUCGUCCACGGCCUCCUGAUGUUUGCCAUCACCCACAUCCUCUACUCAUCUGCCUUUGGGAUGAAGCCUGUUAACGUCCGUGCUGGCCUCGUGAUCACCGCCGUGUCCUCUCUGAGCUACAUGCUGCUGUACCCCUACCUGUCCGGCCCCUUCACCUACCUCGUGGCCGUCUACAUCGCCCUGAUCGGCUUCAUGGCCUGGAGGGCCAUCGCAGGCCUGCAGCGUGCCAACGAUGUGUGGACCUGGACCAAGCUGUCCGCCUGCCUGGGCGCCGUGCUCUUCAUGGUCUCCGACCUCACCAUCGCCGUCAACAAGUUCUGCUUCCCCGUGCCCCACUCGCGCGCCAUCAUCAUGGCCACCUACUACGCCGCGCAGAUGCUGAUAGCGCUGUCGGCCGUCGAGUGCCAGGAUGCGGAGAUUGCCAGGAAGAGAAUAUGAGGUACCACGGUGGUCUCCGCAGAGAGGCUGGCGGCCAAUUCCACAAAAUCGAGCCCCAAGUGAUCAUGGACACAUCCCACUGCCAGAUCCCACAACCCCUCAGCCCUCCAUCUUAGUGUGGUGCUCCCACACAGCUGUUACCAUGGCGACUGGCCCACCACAGUCUUCACAUGACUAUCACCUUACUACACCUCCACUAUAUUAUUAUUAUUAUUAUUAUUAGUCUCACACCUGUCUUCUGACCACGACGACAGGGUAGUAUUAUCUUCAGCCUCUCCCGACAACAGUCCUACCUGCUUCCUCCGAUUCUCGAAUAAUCUGUCUCUCAACCUGAUUACGACGGAGACACGUGCAGUUAUAUUAACCCUGCUAUAUAUAGAGAGUAUUACUUUUCACCGUUAUGUUUUAAUUUAAGAGGAGCGUGCCACUGGGGACCUUCAAGGAGUGUGUGUGCGUGCGCGUGUGUGUGUUUGUGAGAGAGCAAUUCUAUGUAUGUGUUGCAGGCGUGCGUGCGUGCGUGCGUGUGUGUGUGUGUGUGUGUGUGUGUGUGUGUGUGGGUGUGUGUGUGUGCGCGCAUUUAUGUGUGUUUGAUUAACACCUUUACCUCGCUUUCCACACAGUCUCAUCACAUACAACACACACAUGUAUUUUAGGAGGUCCAAUAACACAUCUUAUUUUCUAUCUCUUUUUUACUGACUUUCCCAUGUUCCGUCUCCGUUGUUCCGUGUUCCCCUGAAUCGAGGGUGCUAUUCCUUAAGUCGUGGAGCAUAUCCACACCUGUUUUUUUUUGUCUUAUCUGCAGUCACUAUCCAUUUCCUUAACAACAACAGCAGCAGCAACAACAACCACCACCCUGCCUUUUGUUCACCCCACCGCUUAACAUUUUAUACCCAGUCUCUCUAGUUGUGCAGGAGAAGAAGUAAGGCAAUGAGGGGGAAAAGGGCAGGCAGGGGAAGUGCGACAACCGCUGCGUAUCGUAGCUUCGGUGUGAUCUUAGAGGAGAUGUGGAGGUUGUUUCGUGGAAGCGCGACUCUUCCUGUCGAGUGUUAUCAACACUGUCCCCGCCGUCGCGUAGAGAACACAGUGACCACUGUGGUCGUGGCCAACUGAACACACUGUGCAUCCCCUCUUUUAGAGCGUGAAUUCUUUCAGUGGUCGUGUCCGCACACCUGACACCUAGAGCUCCCGCUGGGUUGCUUAUUGAAAAAGUUGACGGGGCUCUUACUGCUGCUCUCGUUCAGCCUAACCCAUGUUGUCAUUGGCCUAUUGAGACUGAAACGAAAGGACUGUGUUGCUGCAGGCUGGAAUCUUCUUUUUUUUGUUUAUCAACCCAAGUGUGUGUCUCAUUCUCAGAAUGGAGUCACUCACUCAUGCCCAUUGCCCCGGGGCAGAAAAACAGACAUGGAGGGAGAUGGCUUCUCAUGUGAUGGAACAGUUAACUCAUUAAUCCCAAUAAUUCUGUCUCACAGGGCACUUAAUCAGUUUUAAUCCGGCAAAAUCCACCGGAGGUAAUCCCCGACGGGCUGCCUUACAUUUUCUUUUAUCUCUGACACAUUUCCCCCUUUCGCCUUCCCUUUUCAUUUUUUACUUCCCAACAUUUUAAGUGUCAUACUAAAUUUUUAAGAGAUAUUCUGUCCUCGUAUGCAUGUCGUAUAUGCAUGUUUUGACUGUGUGUGUGUGUGUGUGUGAGAGUUUGUUGCCUUUGUUUUAUCCGUUCGGUGAACAUCUGUGUGUGUGUGUGUGUGUGUGUGUGUGAUUGCGACCAGUCAAAACCAACUCAAGGCCAGAAAUGCUGUGAGCCAUCAUAGUUCGUGUGGAGUACACAGACUGCUGGAUAUCAUUCAUGUAUUCCCUCCACAUCCCUUCGCCUCUUUUAUGUGUUUCACAGCAUGCCCUGAAUAACUUAUGUGCUGUCAUUUAGUAUUUGAAUGGGUAGUUUCAAACUUAGGGGAUAUAUAUCCUUCAUAUUUCCACAGCUGAGCAUUUCCACAUGCUGAACACGCUCCCUCUUGAUUGUGUCACUAGUUCGAGUAUUUGUCACUUUCCGAUUAAUACCGCAAGAACAUCAAUUUCAAAAUGCACACCAGCAGUUUAAAGUAUUUCUCCCUCACAAAAAGUAAACAAGGGGACAGUUUUUUUUUUUCUAUGUCUAAUGGUUCAGGCCACAAACUGCGGUCUAUAAAACGUACGCGCAUGGAAAAGAAAAGAUCUGUGUUAACGGUUCCCUCUGCUGGGUCAAUGACCCCUGGAGCUGUCGGUGACUCACCCGCAUAUGCUGAAAAGACACAAUCAAAUCUUUAUUCAUGCAUCACAUCAGCCACCACGACAGGUCUGCAGGCAGACUGCGGUGUUGACACUCGUCACCGUGUCAGACCGCGUGGUUAUUCUUGACGGCCGCUGUGCCUGUUGGUUCCUCAAUCCCCCUUUCUGGCGUGUCAGCGCAAUGUAUUUCUGCUUUGUCAAUCGACGUUUCGUCAGUCUAAAGUCCGUCUGUGGGACCAGCCGCUCGUCUUCCGUUCCGUUCCUCCCAGCACUGCGUUGCAAAGACACACUCUGCAGUACUUGUCCGGCGCUCAUGCUAAAGCACUCGACCGACAGAGUCAUCAACAAUGAAAGCCUUGCGUCGGUCUUAAAUCGUGGUUCAGUGGCGUACGAAAACCCAGAGGGGGACGACGAGGUCGAGUCAAGCAGUCUGACUUGUCCUUACUAUGUGGGCAAUUUGUGUGAGCACUUCUUUCUUUGUCCUCCGCCACUUAAAGCCUCCUGACUUUUGUUCAUGCGGUCCAAUGGCCGCAAGCCAAAAGAAAAGGCUUAACUUUGAAGCAUUUCUGGGAUUAUUUUGUACCUCCCAACCCCCACUUUGGAAAAAUCUCACUUUUUUAUGAGGGCGAUAGAUGUGCGGAAGCUUGUAAGGCAAGUGAUAAACUCCGGCCACAAAUCGAGCCACAAAGCCAGAAUGUUAUUAUGCCUAUAUGUGGAGGAUUUACUCUUCAAAAGCCACUGUGUCUCCUCAAUUGUUUCCCUCCCUCAUUUGACUUGGGGCACAGAAAACCAAGGCCAAAAGCACAAUAGAAAACCGAACUCAUCUCUCCGAGCGGAGCUGAGUUAGAAUUAGAGCCCCCUCGUGUGUCAUACUACCUUUUGUCUAGCGGCAGGCCAAGAUGUCCCCUCGUUGGUGCUGGAGGGGUUUUCGGGGCCUUCCACUCAGGAAGGCGGUUAAUGUCGACGGAUACUGUCGCUGGAAUUAGGUGAGGGGGGUGAAAUAUGACCCAUAGGGGGAAGACUCCCUUUCCAUCUGGCGCCGCUAUAGCUGCCAUCCUGCCCCCCCCCCCCCCCCCCCCCCCCUCACAGAUGGCAGGCCAGCAGGCCUGCAUCACUUUACCUCGGCCUGUCAACAGCCCUGUUGUUCUGGGCUUUGUGCGUGCAGACAAAGGCCACCUGGGAGAUCUGCGGGAGGCCGGUGUGGUGUGGCCUGCGCCGCAAUCGACGAGCCGGAACCGGUAGCUGAAGGGGGCCCGUGGUUUCACUCGCUCCUCCGAAAUAAGUCGGCGUCCAAAACACCGAAUCCGUAAAGCUCGCACAGCUUCGCUCGCCGAUGGAAAAGCGCACGCACUACACUACCCAGGUGCUUUUAUUACUACGACUGACAGUCAACACCCAACAUCAGUAUGAGCUCCUGAGGAGUUCGUAAAGUAUCCUGUCCUCUCCACUGUGCGCUGCACCUCUCUGAAACCCAGAGUGAGGCCAGUCAAUCUCUCAUUUGAAAGUGGUCAGUGUUCGUGUGCUGUAGUUUCUCUUUAAGCAUAUGCCCGUCUUUCCUUUUUAUUCUCCAUUUAAGAGAUUCAAAUGGAAGAAGAGUUGGUAAGACAGUUUUUAUCUUUGCUGGUAUGAGCACAAGAAAGAAUCAGCAUUUUUUCUUCUUUUAAAGGCAUUGAUUGCUGUUUAAGUGUUACGAACCCCUUAAGAAGUGUUAUCGUUUUAUUUAAAGUUAAGUUUAAAAAAAAAAAAAAAGAAGCCCAAAAUGUGUUUUUAUCUUUUAUUUGCGUGUCACUGUGGGAAAAAGCUGGGGUUCAUUUUCCACAAAUAUCCACUGUUGAUUUUUUUCGAGGGCCCAUUAAGAUGCAUUGUUUCUUGAACAUGUUUUGAAAAUUCCCUGAUCCACUUUAACCUUGUUGUCCUCGAUUUACACUUUGUGAUUUAUUUCUUCCACGACUGUAGAGAUGAAAUAGUUUCUUUGCUGUAGUGAAACUGCUAUGAAUGUGAAUAUCUAUUGGAGAAAUAAAUGCAAAACGCAAUUGCAAUGCAACGUCA
This is a messenger RNA of Scophthalmus maximus (turbot), 5161 nucleotides long. RefSeq names its product transmembrane protein 86A (gene tmem86a). The coding region runs from base 137 to 850 and encodes 237 amino acids. The record is from RefSeq and is a predicted model, not a curated record. The transcript has 3 exons. NCBI's taxonomy places the organism in Eukaryota, Metazoa, Chordata, Actinopteri, Pleuronectiformes, Scophthalmidae. Gene Ontology annotation, cellular component: membrane.